UCAUGGACGAUCUCCACUGUGGAGUCCCCAGGUUCCGCGUUCUUGUUACUUCAAGUACAGGCUCCCCCGCCGAGUUUUGAUAUCCGUCAUCUAUUCUCGCCGUGUAUACCUUCCUCCUCAUCGGCUUUCAGUGCUUCUUUGAUACCCAAGCCUUCUCAUCUUCAAGUCCUUGACUCCAUCGAUAGCCACCAUGUCACACCCAGACAACUACUCGACAACGCAAAAUAAUGCCAACCUAACUGCGCCUUCUCCUCAUCGGGGCGGCCACAAUGGAGCUCCGCUAGAGAAGGACUUCAGCAACGGAAACUACCACCAACAUCUCGAUAACAGCCAUGGCUCAGACGAAGCUUUACGGAGGAUUCAAACCGCAGGCAGCAUCUCAAUCUCCCCUGAGCUUUUCGAGAAGAUAUAUCUUUCCCCUCAAAACCGCAUCCAUGGCGACCUACGACGAACCUUUGGCAACCCUACUCCCUUGGCCUUGAUUGGUUUCCUACUGAGUCUGUCUCCUUUGUCCUGUGAUCUCAUGGGCUGGAGGGGUGCCGGCGGCUCUGGUGCUGCUAAUAUCGCGACCUACUUCUUCUUUGGUGGACUGUUGAUGAUUCUCGGUGGAAUUGGAGAGUGGGUCAUCGGCAACACCUUUCCCUUCGUCGUCUUCACCUCCUUCGGCGCUUUCUGGAUGUCCUGGGGUGGAACCCUCCAAGUGCAAUUUGGCGCCUACUCCGCCUAUGCCACCGACCCAACCAACCCAGCCACGGGCAUUACUUCCGUUGGCUUCCAAGCCUCCUUCGCCUUCUUCUUCCUCGCCAUGGGCCUGAUGUGCUUCAUCUACCUAAUCUGCUCGCUCCGCACCAAUAUUACCUUUUUCUUCAUCUUCUUGACGCUCGUUGUUGCCUUCAGCUGUCUCGCGGGCGCUUUCUGGAACACCGGAAACCCGGCCCUUGCGUCGAAGCUACAAGUCGUUGCCGGCGGCUUUACGUUUGUCACGUGUGCAUGCGGUUGGUGGAUCUUUGCAGCUAUCAUGCUGGCGAGUUUGGACUUCCCCAUACAGCUACCUGUCGGCGAUCUUUCGCGGUAUAUCAAGGGUGCCAGCGACAAGAAGGCUACCAAGGAGCACGAAGUUUAAGUGCGCUAGUCUACGAAAUAGCUAGAUGGGGUGGAAGGAUCUAUGCAUCCUCGCCCAGAUCGACGGGAAAGACUUUUUCAUUGUCUUCAACGGAUGAUAUCCAGGCAGUUGAUGGGUGCGGUGAUACACCCAGGUCAGCUAGCACG
Molecule: messenger RNA, 1269 nt
Organism: Mytilinidion resinicola
Lineage: Eukaryota; Fungi; Ascomycota; Dothideomycetes; Mytilinidiales; Mytilinidiaceae
Exons: 5
Coding region: 191-1123 (310 amino acids)
Cellular component (GO): plasma membrane
Molecular function (GO): acetate transmembrane transporter activity
Source: RefSeq, a predicted model, not a curated record